This is a messenger RNA of Xyrauchen texanus (razorback sucker), 4308 nucleotides long. Its product is annotated as sortilin-like. The record is from RefSeq and is a predicted model, not a curated record. Bases 142 to 2604 code for a protein of 820 amino acids. Gene Ontology annotation, biological process: Golgi to endosome transport; vesicle organization; endocytosis. The transcript has 20 exons. Lineage: Eukaryota; Metazoa; Chordata; Actinopteri; Cypriniformes; Catostomidae. Gene Ontology annotation, molecular function: protein binding. Gene Ontology annotation, cellular component: membrane; Golgi apparatus.
CCUAAUCUUGAACGAUCCGUGUCGUGUGUUGAGCAGUACAGCGGCUUCAACACAGACAUGCGUCAGAGCGUAAACAUUGCACGUUCUGCACAAUUACUAAUAAACCUGCUAUUUAUGGAUAUUUAGCGAGAAGAAUUUUAUAUGCAUUUAAAGGAAACCAUGCACACCGUAUUCUUGUGUGUUUUUGUUGCGUUAUUCUCAGUGGCUCUUUCCAUGGACUUGGAAGAGAGACCCAGCUCCUUGAGGAGUGAACAAACCAUGUUUCUAAAGAGUCACAAAUCUCGAAAUCUACUCAGUUUUAGAGAUUUACACCAACCGGACCAUGUGAAGAUGAAAAGGAGCGAAGAUUCCGCGCAAAAUCAAUGUGAAUCAUUGCACGGCUAUAAAUCCACAUUAGAAAACAACACUCGUACGUAUAACUUCAAUGACCUGAGUGGUUCAGUAUCUUUGGCCUGGGUUGGAGAUGGCACCGGGGUAUUGCUGGUGCUGACCACUUUCCAGGUUCCUCUUUUUAUCAUGCGGUUUGGUCAGUCCAGACUCUACAGAAGUGAAGACUAUGGACAGACUUUUGUGGACAUCACUGACCUUAUCAACAACACCUUCAUACAGACAGAGUUUGGCAUUGCAAUCGGUCCCGAAAAUUCAGGAAAGGUGAUCCUCACAGGUGAUUUAACUGAGGGGAGAGUCACCAACAUUUUCCGUUCAGUUGAUUUUGGGAAUAGCUUCGUGACCUCUGAGCUUCCCUUCCAUCCCCUAAUGCAGAUCACCUACAACCCCCAAGACAGCAACAUACUCAUGGUCUACAGCAUCAAUUAUGACUUAUGGCUCUCUGAGGACUUUGGAGCCAACUGGAGGAAGAUCCAUGAAACAGUUUGCCUUUUGAAAUGGGGAGUAGAUAACACAAUUUUCUUAACCACAAACCCCAAUGGAUCCUGCAGUGACCGGGGAAUGCUAGAAUUGAGAAAGUCUUCAGACUAUGGCAGAACAUUUAAGACUAUCGGGAGCAAGAUCUAUUCUUUUGGGAUUGGUGGACACUUUGUUUUUGCAUCUGUCAUGACCGACUCUGGCUCCACACGUAUGAUUCAUGUGUCGGUAGAUCAAGGUGAGACGUGGAACAUGGCUCAGCUUCCCACCGUUGGCCAUGAACAGUUCUUCUCCAUUUUGGCCGCAAACAAUGAUAUGGUCUUCAUGCAUGUAGAUGAACCUGGAGACUCCGGUAUUGGUACCAUCUAUGUUUCUGGUGACCGGGGCACAGUGUUUUCCAAGUCCUUGGAACAUCAUUUGUAUACAAGGACGGGUGGAGACACUGACUUUACUAACAUCACCUCUCUGAGAGGGGUCUAUAUGACCAGUGUGCUCGCAGUGGAUGGCUCUGUCCAGACAGUGAUCUCAUUCAAUCAGGGGGGAGAGUGGAGACCUCUGCAGAAGCCCUGGAACGGUGUGUGUGACACCACAACCGACCACCCAGACAAGUGCAGGCUGCAUAUUCACGCCUCCUACAGUAUUUCUAUGAAACUGAAUGUGCCUAUGCAGCCCCUCACAGAGCCCAGUGCUCUGGGACUCAUCCUGGCCCAUGGGAGCGUUGGAGGAGCCGUUUCUGUGCUUUCUCCAGACGUGUACGUGUCAGACGAUGGGGGUUACACAUGGUUUCAAGCUCUGAAAGGCCCACACCACUAUGCCAUCCUGGAUUCAGGGGGUCUGUUGGUAGCUGUGGAGCACAACCCCUCACACCCCAUCUCACAGAUCAAAUUUUCCACUGAUGAAGGUCAAUGUUGGCAUGUGUUUAAUUUUACGGAUGACCCAAUACACUUCACUGGAUUGGCAUCAGAACCUGGUGCCCGCUCCAUGAACGUCAGUCUGUGGGGCUAUAGGGAGACUGUCCUUAAUCAGUACUGGGUUUCUGUCACUAUAGACUUCAGGCAGUUGCUCUCCAGAGACUGUCGGGAGAGUGACUAUGUCCAGUGGCUCGCCCACUCCAGCGAUAUUAGUGACCCCACUGAUGGAUGCAUGCUGGGAUACAAGGAGAGGUUUCUACGGUUACGAAAAGACUCAGUCUGCUGGAAGGGGCGGGAAUACACGGUCACCAAGGAGCCAACCACGUGCCCCUGCACCCUUGCUGACUUUCAGUGUGACUUUGGGUUCUACCAUGCAGAAAACAGCUCUGUGUGUGUGGAACAGCCUGAUCUUGUUGGGCAUUCAGUGGAGUUCUGCCUGCAUGGACGCAAAGAGCAACUUCUAACCAGCGGAUAUCGGAAGAUUCCUGGAGAUCAUUGUAAAGGAGGAAUGACUCCAGAAAGAAAAGAGAUUGAUCUGAGUAAGAAGUGUGUUAGUAACUUACUGAGGCCAGAGCUACUGACAGAGUCUCCCUCAGUGAAUUCAGCUCCCAUAAUAGCUGUGGUCCUCACAGUUCUGUUGAUCAGUGCCAUAGCUGGUGUUCUGUUCAUCAAAAAAUAUGUCUGUGGAGGAAGGUUCCUAGUACAUAGGUACUCAGUGUUGCAGCAGCACGUUGAAGCAAACGGUAUUGAUGAUGUGGAUGACCUGGAUACCCUGGAGGUUGGCAAGACGCAUUACCAUGAUGAUUCAGAUGAGGACCUCCUGGAGUGACAUCAAAAUAGUCCAAAUAAUGGACUCAAUGCCAUAAGAGAAAAAACACAAUGACUAUCCAUCCAAUGUCCAUCUAUGUGUGAAUCUGCUUUCCAAUGCCUACCAGAUAAUGAUACAUAUUCAGAUAGUAGUGUGUCUUCCUUAUUCAUUAGAUUCUGACUAGUUGGGGCAAAUUUUCUAAUUUAGCCUAACAAGACCUGACCACGUUCAAGGACAAGAACAGAGAAAAGACUGCAUUUUUCCAAAGAUUUUCCCUAAAAGAGUUUUCUGAUCAACUGCUUCAUGCCCAUAUGUCUGUAAUUGCUUUUCAGUUUUUGUUUUCCAGAAUAUGACAUAGUGUAUUUUGGAUGCAUAAAGGAUUGAUGUGAAUUUCAAUUGACAGUUGCCAUAUAUUCCAAGUUUAUAUACAGUAUAAUGACACCAUGCAUCAGGUGGCUUUCAGCAUAUUGUUUAUCAAACUAAUACUCUAUAUUUCCACUGUUAUUUGAGCAGUAUUUAACAAACAAAAAAAUAGAUCUGACAUACAGUAAGGUUUGAAACAUCGUUAAAACUGACAUAAGUACAUAUUGUUGCAUUGCCGAUUGCGCUACAUCAGCUAUUUAAUUUCACCAAAGGAUUUUUUCUGCUUUCUUUGUUUGCAAAUAUUAAGAAGCUGGUUAGAAGUCUCCCUGAGAUCUUUAGAAAGAUCUGUUUGUCUGUUUUUUUUUUUUUUUUAUUAUUAUUAUUUUCUCAAUCAAAACUGGAUGAAUGUGAAGUGUUUCAAGUUUAACAUUAAAUUGACAACAUUUUCUCAAAAGCCAAAAGCAAAGCCUAAUGUUUGACUGUUUCUGGACUGUUACAGGGGAAUGCACUGUAGAAGUACAUUGCAAAUGUUUUGUAAAGUUUGUAUGCUUUAUUACAAUAAUACCCUUGGUGAUGCGACAGUUACAAUUUGGAUCGUAAAGGAACUUUAAUUAGUUAGCCUAAACUAACUUUAAUCAUUCCUAAUCAACCUGUACUUUGACUUUUACAUGUGACUUUCACUGCCAUUUCUAUUUGUUUUUUUUUUUGUUUUAGUUUUUUGCAAUUGCUAUAUGCUUAGAUAUACUUUGCAUAUUUCUAUGCACAAAAAAAGGUAAAUUAUUUUUCUGUUACUAGUGUCAUUCUGUUUAUGUUCUAUUGUCAUUCGAUUGAAAUGUAUGUUUGAUUAUUGACACAAUAAUUUGGAAAUAUUUAAGAAAUGGCACAUUGUCUUAAAAGCGUGGUUUUCAAUCAUCUUAAAUGUAGCGCACCUUACAUACAGUAAUGGGUGAGACUGAAUAAAUGAGUACAUAAAACAUAACAGCGAUGCAGUAUUAGUCAGUAAUAGUUGUAUAUACAGUAACAAGACAAAAUGUUUAAUGUUAAUAACAACAUUAAGCAUUUUACAUCAACCUAAUUACCAGCCUAAUCAAAUAUGAAAAUGUAUAUUUUUGGGAACUGUUUUGACUGUCAACUCAUAAGCUAAUUUGUAGUAGGUAAGCUGAUAAAGAUUGGAGUGCGGUUUUUUGCAUGCACAAUAAAAUAGAUACCUCAGGGGUUAUAGAUGACUAAUUUCAGUAAUGGGUAUGCAUGGUAAACAAAAUGUCUUUUCUAAAACUUGGAACUUGGCUCUUCUAAAAAGCCAAUGUGUACAAUGCUGUACUAUUAAAUGUGACUGCCAAGGGAAAAAAAUUAAAAAGUCUU